Mizuhopecten yessoensis (Yesso scallop) is the source of this 3147-nucleotide messenger RNA. RefSeq lists its product as uncharacterized. Gene Ontology annotation, biological process: regulation of transcription by RNA polymerase II. The transcript has 2 exons. Gene Ontology annotation, molecular function: DNA-binding transcription factor activity, RNA polymerase II-specific; RNA polymerase II transcription regulatory region sequence-specific DNA binding. Bases 92 to 2584 code for a protein of 830 amino acids. Lineage: Eukaryota; Metazoa; Mollusca; Bivalvia; Pectinida; Pectinidae. The record is from RefSeq and is a predicted model, not a curated record. Gene Ontology annotation, cellular component: nucleus.
AACAAAGCUAAGUUAGGAAGAAAGCGAUGUUUCAAUGGUAAUUUUCAAUAUAAACCUUCAUUGUGACUGGUAAAACAACGACACUGGCAUUAUGGGAAGUCUAAACAUGGCUGAGAUUUCUGUUGACGCUCACUCGGGGUUCAUGACCAUCCACAGCCGCCAUAAACUUGAUGUGAAUCAAAGUAAAAUCAUUGGCGCUGUUGCAAUUCUCCUUGUCGAACCAACCAACACAUCUGAUAGCUCGACUGCAGCAGGUGUAAAUCCAGCGUCAACAUUUACAAGAAACGCUCACAAAGACGACGUGAUUGAUAUCGAUGACCCAUGCUCCGGAGGUACGGGUCGCGCAACCCUCAUUGUCCCCUCUUCUGUAUCCUUGAUAAGCUCGCCGUGUGGGUGGAUGGGAAAUGAGAGAUUAGCGAAGGUCGCAACAGGACACAAUUUUGAAAACAAUUCUCAUUCAACGUCACCGGAACACAGACUGCGGAACACUGCACACGCUAACCAGGCAAGUUCACUAAACAAUACGAAAGAAACAAUACACGAGAGAAAUGUGGACCAAGAAUCAGUUCAGUAUUUGUACUCAUCAAGUGAUAAAUCAAGACAAAGACCAUAUGAUCAGAGUAAGAGUAAACAGACAGACUACAAGUCUCCCAGCGGAGAAGACAUGCCCACCAGGAAUGUAAGUGUCAUUGACUUAACUGAUCUAGCAGGCCGUCAACCCCAAAACAAACAGGAUGCACAACCCACUGUCACAGCACCGUCUGGUAAUACAUAUAGAAGACAGGGGUCGUCUAACACUUUCCUACGUCCAGUUAGAGAACCUAGAGCGUCAUCACAAACGAAAGUUACUCAACUGGUGCAUGCUCCUAGGGUCAGCUCACCGUUUUUAUCCAGAGUGAAUUUUCAUUUACAAAGAAGGAAGUAUAGGAACACUAAAAUAAGCAAGCUGGUUCAACAGCCGCCAAGCCAGCGAGCGAAUGACGCAAAGUGUUGUGCUUGUGGUGAUGUGUUGACAAGUUUUGCGGACAACCAGUCACAUAGCACCAAACAUAACCUUCCCAACCAGUGUGUGGUGUGUGGGAUCACGUUGCCAGCGACCAGUAACUUGCGCAGACAUUUCCUCGGUCACAUUCACAACAUCGCGUUCACGUGUCCCUUCUGUCCUGCCAUGUACAGACGUAAAGAUAACCUUACGUCGCAUCUGUUUCAGAAACAUAACAUUAAUUCGAUGCAAAGGAGAGCACAGCAAUUGCUAACAAGAUUGGGAAAAGUCCCGAAACCGAUUCAAGAAAUCGAAGGAACUCAUCAGACACCAGCAUCUCAUCAUGAUCUCCAUGGAAGUCAAGGCUUUAUUGAAGUACCAGGUGACUCUACUUCUGAUUCUGGAAAUACAUCUGUGAUUCCAGUAUUGUCGACGUCUUCAAACGAUUCGACAGAGAACACCAUGCACCCUCCAAUGGAAACCGACGUGCCUUCAGAUAUACCACAGGUGGUUUCCAGAAUACCUGAUCCCAACUCAGAUUCAGAGGUGUGUCAUCCUCUUGUCCAGCCUAAUGACUCUCCAAUACAGAUAAAAGAAGAACCGGAGGGGUAUUUUGAUGGUCAGGACGUUCAUCAGACCAACACGAUACCUGGGAACCAACAAACGGAGGGAGAUACAACUGACCCUGUUGCCUUAUACUCCGCUGGAGGAACACAAGCAUCAAAUGAUGUUCCCACGACGGAAGGUGUAAACCCGUUAAGCUCGAAUUCCAUUCUCAAUUACAGUUGUAGCACAUGUGAUGUAAAGUUUCCCCAGCUCGAGAAGCUUCAGCACCACGUCUCGGCGUUCCAUUCAGACGAAAUGUCCACAGAGAUGGCUGGUAGUGGUAUACACACCAGUAUGUCGAACGAAAACAUACAUGUGACUACUGCCGAUCCAAUCGUCGCGAACGACUCGGUAGAAGGCCAGGCUCUGUAUCUCUAUAACGACUCGCACGGGUCGGGCUUAGACGAUGAAACCAUCAGAAUGGCCCUGGGAAGUCGCAGCACUCAACUUGAAGAAGUAAUAGACAUUGAGAAUUUGAGUGACAUGCGAAGCUUUCAACAUACUGAAUCCACACCGAUACAGCAAGCCGGGUAUUCUGGAACCAGAUCGGGGGAUAUACUAUCCAAAGCAACUGAGUUCUUAGGAAAUAUAUAUCCAAGUUAUUUUCCUCCAAGCUACGAGUCUUCGCCUUCAAACAGUUUGAACAAGAGUUUUGAUAUGGAUGCUUCUAAUACAGGAUUCACCGGAAGGAAGAAAAUAAGUAAAGGUAACAACAAGUGCCUGAUCUGUGGUAUGUUACUGACAUCAUGGGAAGCAAUCAUGGAACACGGGGACCAACACAAUAAUGUACUUCCCACGGACUAUGGGACCGGGAAAAGGUUCCCCUGUGUGGUGUGUCAGACUGUACUCAGUACUAGGGACUCUUUAAGGAGACACGCUGUCAAUCACAUGGGAGUACAACACUUCUGUACCAUGUGUUCCGCAGUGUACAGCAGGCGGGACAACCUACUGAAACACAUGAGGGAUACUCACGGCAUCCAACCCCCAAGGGCUUGAAUGGCACGUAAAUUGUAUUUGUAAACUGUGAUGGUUAAUUUACACACAUAUUUAGAUAAUUCAAGACGUCUACACUCUUGCGAGCAGUUAUCAUAGUCGGGUGUAAAUUAAUUCUCAUAUACCUUCAUAAAGUUUGGUGACAUUUUCCAAGGACGCCUGUUCAAUAUUUACCAUUGCCAUUUAACGGAAACCUAUAAGGAUUAUCUUGAAUAUUUUCAUGAUACGUGUAAGCUUCCGUAUUAUAAUGUAAUGUAAAUGUUUGUGCAUCAUAUACAGCCAUUGUGCAAGUUACAAUCUGAAAUGUGUUCAGUUUCAACAACACGUAUUACCACCAAGUUAAUCUCAUCUCAUCGCUUGAAGAGCUAAAAGACAUAACAGCUAGGUAUUUUCAUUGCGAAAGACAUAUAUAUUUCUCAUAGUGCUUUGGAGUUUUGAAAUCCAUUGUGAUAUAUAUAUAUGCUAUGUACAAAUUAUCACGUCUGGGUAUUGGGGUUAUCUAGAGCUAGACCCAUAUUUUUUGUAUACUGUUGUUGUAACCGGCUUGAAGUCUAUAUAAAUGACGG